AUGGAGUCCAACAAAAUGGGGCAGGUACAGGAAAAGUGGAAAUCUGGUCCGUUGAAAAUGAAGCUGGUGGCAGAGAUACUUACCGGAAAUCUCUUCUACGUUGAGGUGGGAGAGAAUGCCACUGAGCGUUACUCGUUGGAUAAAGACGAAGCUUCCCUCAAAGAUUGCGGGGUUGAAGAUAGCUCCCAUAUUUACAUCUUCUUUCGACCCCAGGACAAAAUUGCUGCUUCUCCUUCAACUCCAAAGGACUCUUCUGCCCCCGGUGAACCUUCACAGUCCAGUGGACUUACAAAUGGGGAUAAUACAGAUGAGGUCAAUGAAGACGAAGCUCCACACCAAGAGAAUGCUUCAAAUGAGGCAAAUGAGCCUUCGGCCUCAGUUCAUCCAGAGGAAUGA
Salvia splendens (bonfire salvia) is the source of this 396-nucleotide messenger RNA. RefSeq lists its product as uncharacterized. The record is from RefSeq and is a predicted model, not a curated record. Bases 1 to 396 code for a protein of 131 amino acids. The transcript is spliced from 2 exons. Lineage: Eukaryota; Viridiplantae; Streptophyta; Magnoliopsida; Lamiales; Lamiaceae.